CUGCUCAGUUCGUGUCUCACGACGACCGAGGCGAGUUCUGGGUGUGUUUAUAAUCCUACUUCUCUCCGUGCUACUCAGCUCGGCGGCUCCACUUUUUCCCCUUGCCGCUGGCUCUUCGACCUUUUCCACGAAUUCUCCCGAUAUACGACGUGGCGAGGGUCUUUCCGCCGACUGGCCAAGCUCUUCCUGAGAGUUACUGUCUUUCCAUAAACAAACGAAUCGAGGUCCGAAGAAACGCAACACAUUCGAGACCAAGUCCGACAACGGGUAGUAGACUGACGUCGGUCUCGUCGAUUUGUUAGCGAGUGCUCCUAGUGACGUUAUAACUAUCUCAUAUACAACUUCAUGAUGAUCCGAG
This is a messenger RNA of Guyanagaster necrorhizus, 358 nucleotides long. RefSeq lists its product as uncharacterized. NCBI's taxonomy places the organism in Eukaryota, Fungi, Basidiomycota, Agaricomycetes, Agaricales, Physalacriaceae. The record is from RefSeq and is a predicted model, not a curated record. The annotation marks the transcript as partial. The transcript has a single exon.